This is a messenger RNA of Auxenochlorella protothecoides, 1053 nucleotides long. RefSeq names its product Non-structural maintenance of chromosomes element 4-like protein A. The transcript is spliced from 12 exons. Gene Ontology annotation, biological process: DNA repair. NCBI's taxonomy places the organism in Eukaryota, Viridiplantae, Chlorophyta, Trebouxiophyceae, Chlorellales, Chlorellaceae. Gene Ontology annotation, cellular component: Smc5-Smc6 complex; nucleus. Bases 1 to 1053 code for a protein of 350 amino acids. The record is from RefSeq and is a predicted model, not a curated record.
AUGGCGCCGAACGCCUCGCAGGAGCGCCAGGCUGCCCAAACCCUGCGAGGAGCGUACAGGAACCUCAUCAGCAAGGCCCGAAAUGAGAAGCACAACCUGGUCAGCACGGACCAGAACAAGCUUGCGGAGCUGGUCAAGGAGGCCAAUGCCCUCCACCACACGGUGGAGAAGCCCAGGGAGAGCGCCGUGGACUCGGAGCUCUUCGCCAUCGUCACCGAAAGCGGCGUGGAGUUUGUGCGGAAGCUCACGUCGGGCGCGAGGCAAGCUCGCACCCCAGACGACCUGCUGCGCCGCCUCAGGUCGCGCUACGUGACCCGCCUGGACCAGCAGGCGGCGGCAGAGAUGCAGCCCUCUGCCUUCAAGUGGUUCAUGUUUGGUCAGGACGUGGCGGGGAUGUUUGCGCCCUGCCCCACAAUCAAGCACAUGCUGGGGCCCCUGGAGGCACAGCCCAGGGUGAAACGGACCUUGGCGCAUCGCCGCGUGCAGAUAGGCGAGGUUGUGCGGCCCGAGGAGAUUGAUGACGGGGCCGACAGUGAGGCUCGAGAGACAGACCAGCAGAUGACCGACAUGUGGACCCUGCUCAAGUCAUCAAGUGGCAGGGUACCCCUGAUCGAGCUGGUGCUCAACCACGACUCCUUUGCCGAGACAGUGGAAAACUUGUUCACGCUUUCCUUCCUGGUGCGCGACCGCAGGGUGUCCCUCGAAAAGGACGAGCGGCAGGGCAUCAUGGUCAUCCCCUGCCUGGGGAGGGGCAGCAGGCCCGGCGAUGCCUCGGAGAGGGUGCAGUUCGUCAUGGACUACUCCAUGGCGCAGUGGGAGCAAUGGAAGCAGGUUGUGCCAGCCUCCGCGUGCCUGUCCCGGACGAGAGCCUACCAGCGGCCGUGCUCCGGCGCGGAGCGGCCGCAGGGGGGGACCGGCCUGGCCAGCGCACCCCCAGAGGAUACCCCCCGGGGUCAAAGGGAGUAUGAGCUGGGCUGUAUAACAACCUUGUAUGCAAGCAGUGCGACAGGAGGGUGUGACUGGGAGACUAGUGAAAAGGAGAUAAAUCACUAA